GGGAAAUUUGCGCUGGUUCAAAAUAUUUUGGGCUGAUUUGUCACGAAUGGGCAGGGUUUGCUCCAAAUUUACCUGCUACUAUUAUGGCGAAAAAGAAAGACGCAUAUACAGUGAUUCCAGUCAACGUUGAGGAGAAGGAAAUGGAAGAGAUGCAGCCAGUUACGGAUAAAACCGAUCAAGCCGAAGAUGAGAUGGAAGAACGCUUUGAUAAAGAGUUCUGGCUGAUGGUAAGAAUUUGCAAAAUUGUAUGUGUCGCUUAGAGCUUCGACUUUUUACAGGAGUAAUCCUCACAAACACUAUGCAAGAUGUAAGCACUUUACAUUUCAACUCUAUGUUGUAUAUUGUAAGGCAAUUAGCGACAUUUUGAAAUUUUUGUUUACAAGCUGCCUCACAAAUUAUAAUGGCCAAUAUACUGAUCUUUUUAAAGUUAUGUAGCCCUUCAGUGCAAAAUUCGUGGACUUUGUGUAUGCUCUUUCACAACAAAAUGCUCGGAUUAUUCUUGAACUAGUUUUUGAAACACUAGUAGCCUGAAAGGUCGCAGUUAAAAAUUAAUUUGACCCUGAAAAGGGUCAUUUUAUUAGAAAACUAAGCGCACAAAUAAAUCCAAUAUUGUUAUUGAUAUGAAAUCAAAGUCUCCAGUAUGAGCUUACCCCUCUUAGUAACGCCUUGAACUGAUUGAUAAAUAUCUUCUCCUAAUAUCAACAUUAUCUAGCACAUAGAUGACCGCGUGACGAAAUAUAUAUUUAGCCAGAGGUCGUUAUCCUGAUAGAUUGUAAGUUAGCUAGAUAUUAGAUCAGGCCCUGGUUGUUUAAAGGUGGAUAACGCUACCCACUGGUAGAUAUUGUGCAGUAUGUAAUGGUAAUAGGACUGAGCGGAGUCCAAUUUGGUUGGUAAUCAUAUGAGUAAUAACAAACUUACAUGACUUCGCAGCAGGGGUCUGAUUUGUUUAUUACAAGUAUGAUUACAGAUGGAUUGGGAUGAUGCAAAGUCUUAUUACCAAUUUAUCUUAAAAAUGACAAUUUCUGAGAACAGAUGAAUAGCCAAGUUAUGGAAGUAAGGAAAAUUUGCGUUAAAAGACUAAACCACAACUUUGAGUGUGAUUGGCUUAUUGAACUUGUGGAUAACACUGUCUAAUAACAAACUGUCCAAUAACAAACUGUCCAAUAACAAACUGUCCAAUAACAACUUGGCAUCAAUCAGUUGGUGAAAAAUACAAGUUUCUUAAACCAACCACAACUGAGAAAAUUGAAAUUUUUAUGAUCAAUUUUGUUAUUUCUUCUCUUCUGGAUGGUAAUUUAUUGGUUGAAUAGGGUUUUAUGCCCUUCAAACAUAUCCUAGCACCCAGAAAGGUGACAAUAGAUAUUCUCAGAAUAAAGGCCAAUGGGAUUAUCUCAAAUAACUGUGCACUAGGUAAAUAAUUUACAAAAACAAGGUGAAUCAGUUCAUUUACCAAGGCUUCUAUAUAUUUAACCCCUUGAAUGGCCAUACCAUUGUGCAUGCUGUGUGCCACACCAGUUUCACUGUAAAUCAAACAAGAAAUGCAAAGGUUACAUGCAAAGACCUUUGGACAUAAAAACUCAUUACCAGUCUCCCUAAAAACCUCCCCCGAAUCUCUGGCGCUAAUCAAACUUGCUUCUGGUAUGCCGAGAUUUUGAAUGAAUCUCUUAAAAUAUUGAUGUACUCAGUACAUUAUGCUGGCACCUGAGAAGAUAACAUUUUGAUGUACUCAGUACAUCAUACAGGCUUUCAAGAAAUUAAGAUCUUCACAACUGGAAUAACAUAAAAUGGCUCUAAAAUGAAUGUCAUUUAGAUGAAUGAUUUAAUUUUAGAUAUUACCUAAUUGUACAUGUAAUACUUAGGUCCAAAACAAAGUGAAAGAUGCAAACCUUUCAUGGAAUAGAGCAAUGGAUGAGGUCAGAGUGGAUCGGCUCAUCAAAAAAUAUGACAAAAAUGCUCUUCUUGUCAUUAUUCAAGACUGGCCACAGAAGAAGAAAUACAUAGAUAAACCAGAACUGAUCCCAAGUUUGGAGUAUCUGGUAUGGAAUUGCUGUUGUUUUAAGCUCCUUACACCCUAAUAUCAGUUUGUAUAUUCUCUAUACUGUUCUCUGUACAUUUCCUAAGGUGCUAGAAAGGAGAAUUUGUUUAACAAUCAAGAGCUAAUUGAGUUGGUGAUCAUUUCCUUUAUUCUUGAGGCCUUAUUGUGUGAUUCAGGGGUGAUAUUGUAAGGAGGAAUAAGUUGCUGGUUGCUCCUUGAAGGGGGGGAGGCAAAGAGUUAAUUUUUUACUCAAAUGGUUCAGGUAAUGUUUUGCAAUUACCUAUAGUAGCAGCUGUUCAAUGCUUGUUAGUGGUGCAGCAUUAUUGUGCAUGUGCUCCAGGUUGCCAAGUCCUUUUUGAAAUGACAGUGUUCCUAAUCAAACUUUUGAUAUGUUUGAAGAGGGUUUUUGAGCAGUUUGUAGGUUCUUCAGAAUUUCAAACAGCAGGAAUUAAGUUUUAAAGCAGUGGUACUGUUAGGAAACAUUAGAUGCCAGUCAUUAUUGGGCAUUAAGAAGUUAUAAGGGAAACAGAAAAACUUUGAAUCUUCUAAUGUUGCAGAAACCCUGGUUAAGGGUCAAACAGCAUGAACUGCUGAACUUAAAAAUGUAGUUUUCUUUUACUUUCAACCUUAGAUCAGUCGCCUAACAGAGAUAAUUCUUGAGAGGGACACAGAGGAAGUCUACAAAUUUUUCCGUGUUCCAAAAGAUAGUGAUUCAGCCCAACCAACACUAAUGCAUCUGGCAGCAGAACAGAACUUCUUGCAUGUCACAAAGUCAUUGGCAGAACGUUACCCAGGUCUAAUGUACCUGUGGACCCGCAAGAAAGAUGAUAAUCCCAGUAGUUUACCAGUUGAGUUGGCCUUAAAGAAAUACAAAGAUGACACAGCAGCUUAUCUAAUAUCUCAAAUGAGGCACGAUCGGUGAGUUUCUACUGCCUCUGUUGAGUUAACCCUUUAACUCCCAUUAGUGACCAAGAAAGAAUUUCUCCUUACAAUAUCAAUACAAUAUCAACCACAUAAGUGAUGAGAAUUAAGAAAAAUAUCAAUUUGGGGAUAAUUAGUUGAUUCAAUACUAAAUUCUCUGUUACUAACAUGAUAAGAAUUGUAUGGUUGACAGAAAAGAGAAUCACAAAUUUGAUCUGGGAAUUAAAAGGUUAACACACUCGGAUCUGUAUACUAACCAGGCAACUACUGUAAUAUUAUAAGGGAGUUCUGUCCAGAUUACCCCAGUUUGUCCCACUGAAAACUUGGAAGAGAUAAUUUGAUUCAUUGACACUUAUUUGACCAGUUGUCUGAGUUUUUUUUUUUUCAUGAUAUAUUCAUACCCUCAUCUGCGAAUUUACAUUCAUUUCUAGUUCUCAAUAUGAUCAUACACAAAUUAAUUUAAUUUCAAACGAUCUACAGAACUUUAAUACCCAGCUUGUAUUAGUAAUAGUUUUUUUUUCUUUGGGUAACUAGAUAUGUUAAUUUUUAAUCUCAAAAAUUAAUCUGUAAUUAUUCUAAUUCUGUAAACAGUUAACCCUUAACUCCCUGAAGUGAUUAACAAGUAACUUCUCCCUAUAAUAUCUAAACAUUAUCUAGCAAACAUGUUAUGAGAAUAUUCAUACUUAUCAGGUCAAAGUUGUUACCUUGAUCUGACACCAAAUUCUUGUAUCUCAUUUACAAGGAAAUGUGUAGAGCCAGAGGGGAGAAUUAACAAACUGAUCUUGGGAGUUAAAGGGUGAACAAAUUGUUGAUAUUGAUAAAAAGGAAAUAGUCAAUUGGUAUAGUCAUUCUGAUGAAAUUAGUCUUGCAAACAGAAAUAUGACUGAUGACCUGUGAACAAGUACACAAAUUGAUAAACCUGGAAAAUUUUGGCACCAGAAUGAAAUACUGGUUUUUGUGACUGAUUUGCUUGUUUCUCCAGAGUCCAGGAACUGUUCCUUUGUAAAGAUGAUGAGGAACAGUCAAGUGCAAAGUUUUUUUUUGGACAUUAUAUCAGUUACAAAAACCCACGGACAAAUGAACCUGGCAUGAAGGUAGAGAAAAGUUUGUAAAGUAUAGUUCUUAAAGGGUCAUUGUCAAAAAGGGUAUUGUAGCUUAGUGUUAACUUUUUGGUGUCAUCCUCUUGAAAUGCUUUUAUCAUGAUAAUGAUUGUUGUUGUGUUUUAAACUUUCAUGUAGUUGAAGGGGAUUGAUAGAUGUUGCUAUUAGAGGCUAUUUGGUGUCUUUAGACAAAAUAUCAGGCACAGUUUAGUGUACAACAUUCCUUUUCAGAAUGCAACCCCCAACCUUCACAGUGCAUGAUGAUACCUUUUUCAGACAAUUCCUUUGAUGAAACUUAUUUUCACUACUGCCUAAGUAGUGCACAUCACUGCGAGGAUCACUUUCAUUCAUGUCUUUAUCUGCAGUUCAAAUAUAUGAGUUUCAUAUAUUCUUAACCGUCUAUUCAUCACUUCAUGGGUUUAUUUAGAACCACCAUCAUGACCAGCUCCCAGUUGGCUUGUUAGCUCAAUUGGUAGAGCACUGCACCGAUAUCGCAGAGGUCAUGGGUUCAAAUCCCGUACAGGCCUGAAUUUUUUUCAGGCCUUAUUUUCAUUACUGCCUUAGUAGUGCACAUCACUGCGAGGAUCACUUUCAUUCACAUAACUUUUAUUAUAGGGCAUUCAUUAGAUGAUUCAUAAAUAAUAUUUGAAUUGGGAAAGUGUGGGUUAAUUUAAAUGGGGUUAUACUCUGGAAAUUUUGACAACUAGGAAAAAUAGUGAAAAAAGCAUUAUGUCUUAGAAGGUUUAAGAUCUGCUGCUGUGAUCAUAGAUUUUGCUUUUGACUCAAUUCUUUUCCUUACUCAUAAUUUGCAAUGAUAAUUUUCUCAUUUUGAAAGUCAAGUGGCCUAUUAACAUUACCUUGAUCCCUGAUUAGAGAGUAAUUUCUCCUUCAAUUCACCUUUAGUUUUAGUUUCAUUAACCCUUUAUCUGCCAAGAUUUCAUUAGUAAUUCUCCUUACUGUCUGCAAUACAAUUUAUGUGAUGUUAGUUUAGAGAAUUUGGAAUUGGAUCAACCAAUAAUCUCCUUAUUCAUAUCAUUCUUUAUUCUCAUUACUUGUCUGCUUCAUAUGGUACUAAGAGUGUGAGGAGAAAAUCUGUCUUGGUCACUAGAGGGACUUAAAGGGUUAAAGCCAAAUACCUGAGGGAACAUGCACUUGAUUUCUGCCAUGUUUAUGUAGUUAUUCACUUUUAAACUCUUCUUUCAUUUUCUUUGGUCAUAAUUUUAUGUUUUGCUUUCAUUCAGAAAACAGUUAUAGCAAUUUUAGACAAGCUUAUAAAUCCUCAUUGGCCAUACCUACCACGUGGGAUAGAAUAUGACGAUAAUGAAGAGGAUAUUGCAAGAUGUUUAAGCAGCGUUCCUGAUGACCCCAUGAACUAUGACUUUUUUUAUCACGUACUGGAAGCGGACGAAAGCGGAAGACAGCCAAAAAUAAAAGUGGCUACCGAAGUUGAUGAGCAAGGAACUCCAAUCAAGACUGAAACUGUGUCUAACCUGAAAUUUAACCACAAGUCUCUAUCAUGUUUGAGACGAAUUGCAGAGAGUGGAAAUAAGGUAUUCUUUUGUCAUUUCAGUUGCUCUCAUGAAAGGUUGAUGCUUGAGAUGUUAGCUUAGAAACUCUCUAUGGGGGCUAAUUAACAUUAUCAACUCAAGUGGUUACACCAAAUUAUCUUUUAUACUUCCCAAACAAUACGGCGUCUCAGUUGCUAUAGAAACCUACCCCUUAAUGUUUUUGGUUAGUUGAUCCUUUCAUGCCCAGGAACAAUCCAAAGAUGAUUAGCAUUAGCACUACUACUCUGCUUCACAUGGGAUGCCAGUCGUAUACAAAGCCCUCCCCCCCCCUCCACCCUCAGCAUUUCCCUAGGUUUCCGCCCUUUAGGUUCACUGGUACCUCGUUAUACUUCAGGGGGGGGGGGAUAGGCACUGUGAGAGUAGAGUGUCUUUCCCAAGCACAUAACACUAUUAAACGUGAUUCUUUUUAUCUGGAUUCCAGUCCAGCGCGUGCCAUACAAGUUUCAGUGCGUCUCACCCAUCAAGAGUGGAGUCCUGUUUGAUCUUCUACCUCGAGUAUCUAACUCUUUGAAAUUUAGUAUUAUGAACUGAGCUGAUAACGUAAAUUGGCCACCUAAAGAGUUUGAAACUUACGUUUCAAGCGUUAGCCUUUCGUCAGAGCGAAACGUCAGCUUUAGAACUCUUUACGGUAGCCAAUUUACGUUAUCAACUCAGUUCAUAAUACUAAAUUACCCUGUUCAGUAUACUCUCCCACCGACGCAGCACCACAGUUUAUUCAGAAACUUACCCCUUUUACUCUUUUAUCUAACUCUUGAAUAAAUUAUAACAAGCUUUCUAUCUCGGACUAAGUCGCUUAAUUUUUUUUCCUUGAAAUUUUGGCCCUUUAAUAUCAAAAGAAGAAUUAGUUGCAAUUGAACUUAAAUCUCCUUUGCAGUCGUUGUUUGUUCUUCUCACGCAACAGAUUUUCAUCCACGCAAGGAAAUGUGGUUCUAAUGUAAGCAGCUUUUGGUGUGAGAGAGAACGCGUGACUGCCUUGUGUGACUAACUUGCGUGACAAAUUCAAACAACGCCUUGCCUGCAACUUAUUUUGGUUUUUUCAGGCAGCAGUGCAACACCCUGUUGUGCGGAUGUUAGUCUCCAGAAAAUGGAACAAGUUUGCUCACUGGUGGUUUUGGUAAGAGCCUCUUCGGUACAGAUGAUGAAGUCUUGUGUUUAGUCAUCUAAGACAGGCCAUCAAUAAUCUUAGUACACCGUUGAACUCCAUGAUCUGAUCCUUGACUCUCCCCUCUGGCUGCUACUCAUUUCCCUCAAGCUGCUACUCUUGUAAAUAGUUUCAAGAAUCUGUUGUUAGGCAAAGGUAUCAACUUUUACCAGAUGAGUAUUCUCAUUACCCGUUUCCUGGCUGAUGUAUAGGUCUUCUUAGGAGAAGUUACUCGUUAAUAAUUUGUGGGAGUGGAAGGGUUAAGCUGGUGACCUCUUCUCUUCCGUCUCGCUGAAAUUCCCAUCUUUUGUUGAGUUUCUUUUCAUGCAGCCUUCUUGCUAAUACCAACACGAUAAGAUCACUCGUUUUUACACGUGAUGCUUUCUACGUCUUGAAAUGGUUAGACCAAAUUUUCAAGAGUAUCAUUGUUAAUCUUCUUCAGCUUUGUUCCUUCAUGGUUCAUUAUUGUCUAUGAGGAGUUUUUUCAUUUUACUGCGAUAACAUUUUUCUAGCCUCUUCCAAGUUGUUGCCACUGUAGUUCUGCGCAUUGCAAGAAAUGACUCGAAAUUUCUACGCGCAGGUUCAGUCAUCGGCAAAGCCACACGUAAUUUCCGCAAAUGUUAAAAUUUAAAUAUCUUCCUAUUUCAGUGUUGAAGGCUCUUUCUACAUUGUGUUUUUAACACUGUUAUCUUACGCCCUUAUCUACGGUUCGACGCUUGACGAUCCAACGCAGUACGGUGGCAGAGCGAAUGGCCUGCGUUUGUUCUGUGAAGUUCUUUCCAUCAUCUUCCUUAUGUUUUACUUCUUUGAAGAGGUCAACCAAGCAGAACGGUCAGUAUUUCAACCUAACUUAAAACUUUUACAUAAAAAUGGUUAGAUUCAAGUUGAAAACUAGUUUGACUUAUGGAAAAUUGUUCAACUGUGUGCUAAAAGUAAUCCGGCAUAUGAGCGUUCUCACUAUUGCGCCAUCUCUGCUAAGCUUCUAUUUGGAAUAGAUUUCAAGGUAGUCAAUUGUGUUCUAACAGCCCAAGAGGUUCAAGUAACCGUCAGUUUAACUGCUGUGUUUAUUUUCAGGGAGCGGAGAACUUAUUUCAAGGAUCCGUACAAUUAUUUUGAUUGGUUGGGUCUCAUUUUGACCUUCCUUGUGAUUCCUCUUCGAUUUGCCGAAGUUAGAUAUCAGUGGAACGUGGCAGCCCUUGGUUAUCUGUUUAAUUUUCUCCGACUUUUCAAGUUUUCGUGCGUUACAAGGUAAACUGCUUAUGUGCAUCCCUUGGUUUUUGAAAUGUUACUUGAUCUCCUUGGCUCUAGCUUCUUUGAAAAUAAGUGUGUCACGCAAAUAAGUCAGAAUUGAGAAUUGUCGGUGUGUGGUCGCUUCGGAUCAACAUUUGCGGCCACUGGAAGCUUCGCCCCAUUACAAGUUCGCCCACUCUGAGUUCGUUCCCGUUACGACGAAGAACGUCUCAUUUUUGGUACAUCGCGGAGGAAAACAAACUAUAUUUAGAUUAUAUUUUGUACCCAUCUCGAUCAUGUUUUCUUAUUAGCCAAAACGUUUCUAGAAACCGAUCUUUAGUUAUCUUUCAUUUGUCGAGACAAGUUGGUGUCAGGAGCGAACUUCUAAUGGGCAAACUCUACAUAAACCGCACCUACCAGGAUUAUUCCGUCAUCCAGUGCUGACUUUCUUAAUUUUUGCUUCGUAGAACCACGGGUUUGUAUACCAAGACUCUUGCCAGGAUCAUCUACCGCGAUAUCACUCGCUUUAGUGUGGUGUUUACCAUAGUGUUUCUUGGAUUCUGUGGUGCCAUGUUUAUGGCGCUGAAAGCUACUGGUUCUCAGGAGCUUUUUAGGUAAGGUAGAGGUGAAAUCGAGUUUUCAAGUUAAGUCAGUUGCUCAGAUUACCGGAGCUGAUCUCAAUUUCUGUAGCAUGAAGCGUCAAGGGGUGUUGCGGCUUCCCCCGGAUGGGAUGCCAGUCCACGGCAGAUUCCCCCCCCCCCUACCCUGUGCAUUUCCUCAGGCUUCAUUGCUGGUAUUUCUUUAUACUCCAGGGGGGAAAGAGGCGCUGUGAAAAGAAAGCGUCUACCUGAACAUAUGUUGGGGUUACCUACGAUGGAAUUGGAGGAAGUCGCAAAACUUUAAGUCGCUUCAAAUUUCAAAAGCUUGAUAUGCUGCGCAGAAUGAAUUAAUUGGCACAUGCAACGAGACUUAACUUUACUCACCACGAGCUUAAGACACCCUCGAACAUAUACGCUCCGUUGUUUGGUGGCCAAUCAUUUCCCUUGUUAGUUGCUGAAUUGUUAUCAGCGCUGAUGAAGCCAUUACAUUUUUGUGUUCUUUCUUUCAGUAAUUACGCUUGGUUGAUGUUAGCUGCCGUACGAGCUCUCGUCGAGCAGCAACCGGCCGAAGAAGACUACUCAAAGUUCAGGUGAAAUAUGAUUUUGUUUCAUUCAGCCCUCACCAGGCUGUCGCGGUCAGUGGAAACGAGCGAAAAGAAAAAGGGGCGCUCCGUUUCCCUGAAAACUGAGGUUUUUCGCUCGCCCUGGCUCUUUCGCUCGUCUGCCCUGAUUGAGAGCCAGAAACAGGUUUCAUAUCGUAUUCUCUUGUUUUACUAUAAGUAGCCUUGUGAGUUCUCGGUUUGGAAACUGAUGACUCUUUCAGUGCCACUUAAUCAAACCGUUGUGUGUUGUUUUCCGUCAGCUGGUUGUCAAUCUUGAUACUUCUGGCUUACAUGGCGAUGGUUAUCGUUAUACUCCUCAACAUUCUCAUAGCCCAGCUGAGCUAUACUUACAGUGAAGCAAAGAAGACCGCUAAGCUGCAAUACGCCAUCGACACCAUGUUUAUUGUCACCCGAUUGGAGUACAGCAGAUGUUUAAGAUGGGUAAGCAAUGCACUUACUCUUUUAAAAUGCUUAGAAUGCCAUUCAAUUUUUUAGUGCGCUAGAUCGUCGUAAUGGUGUGAUCUAGGUUCAUUAGAAAGUUUCCUUUCGGUUUUCACCCUUAUCAUACGUGAAAAUUUAUAUGCAUGUGAAAUUUGCCAUGUGAAGGCGACUGAAAAGCAUUCUAAGCAUGAGGAAAAUCUUGCCUUCUCCACAAAGUGUUUUGAAGUAGUUUUGAGAGUUGUUGUUGGAGCGUACACAAGUAAAACUUGAAUUAACCCAUGCGCUUUAGAACCUCGACGUCGAUUUGUAGCUGGACCAAUUGCAAAUUUUGAACUGAAAGAACAAUCUACAAAUCUUCGUUAGUUCUGCAGGGUAAGAUAGUAAUUUGUUUCUGCUAUUCGCCCUACAUGUAAGAUAAUUAUCAAGCAAAAGGAAAUGCGCUCUAAGGAUUCUUAACAACAUCGGCUCUGGAGUGGUUGUUCUCGACUAUUUAAUUGUUGACGGCUAAGUAAUUCAUUUUACUUUGUUUUUUUUAUUAGAAUUUAAGGAUAAAGAACUACUUAGACGGUGCCUGGAUAAGCGAGGAAGAUUUAGCCAAAGGUAUCUUCCCUAAAUUUCCGUUGCAAAUUUAAUAGAAUGGACAACGUAACGAUCAACUUGUGUUUACGAUCACAGUUUCGUCCUCAGAAUUAAGUGUAGUAAUUGCACAAUGUAGGCCACCCCUGUUUGAUGUUUCGUUUCCCUUUAUCUUGCUUGAAAUAAAAACAAAAAAACUCAGGAAGCCAUAAUCUGGGAAGGCCUGGAUGUAGGAGCCAGAAGGCCUGGUUACACAUACACUUUCACUUACAAAUGUUUUCCCAACCAACACAAAAUUGUUUCAUUCCCAGAACUUUUGGAAUACACGGAUAAUCGACAUCCUUUUGAGACAAUGGAGGAAAGACUGACUGAUAUCAGGUGACUAGAAAAACCUACAAACUGAAAACUACAAAUAUCGUCGUGUGUUUGUACUCUAGCACGUUUGUAAUUGUGAUGUUUAUGACGGGCCUGGGGAUGAGAAAGCCGAGCUUGCGAGGUUAAGCAAGAGGCCUGGAUCAAAGAGCCUUCACUUUGAAGACCUUUAAUUUUUUUUUUUGAAUAAUUUUCGAAAAAGAGUCAGCAAUCACUGCAGAAGCUUUUAAUUUAAUAAAAAUGUACGUGAAAAAUUUACGCACUUCUGCCUGGCUGAAAAAGAUUGCAUUCUCAUGUAAUACGAGUGCAAAGUUGUAACACGGGUGCAAAGUUUUUACAAAUAGCGCGCGCACACUUUCAAAAUUUGUGUUACCUUUCUGUGAUGUUUUUGCAUUUACAUUAUUAUCAAGUAAUGACAUGAUUUCUCUUGCAAUUUUGUGAAAUAGGCACACUUGCCCUACGCGCUCGUGCAAUUUUGUCGUCCUUGAAAAAUUUACUCGUGCUUAUUGACACCAAAUUGCACUCGAAAUCAUGUUGUUAACUUUACUUAAUAACGUCAUUGUUCUUCCUCACUCAGGGAGAUAAUGAGAAAAGUUGUCAGGAAAGGGAAAGAUAAGGAAGCUUAGAAUGUUGUGGAAGAAGAACUGAUUCUUCCAAUGUAAGUAAACGUAUUUGUUUGCAGAAGGUUGUAACGUUUAUAUUUUUCCUAAAUUUCAACAUCUUAUUCCUUCAAAUUCAAAAAGGGGGAAACUGGAACAUAUUAUUUUUCACUUUUUCAUUUCGUGUUGUUAUCUCUUGUUUUGUAGUGCUCGUACAGAAAAACCGCUGGGAUCAAAAACUAAUCCUCAGUGAAUGAUGAGCCCUGUUCCAUGAGACAUCAAGUGCUUGUCGAUAAAGUAACUAGUUUGUUUUCCAUCGGCACCAAUUAUGAGAACUGUGACUGGAUGAAUGGGAGGUAUAUUGAACAUAUGCAAAUAGUCAUUUAAAAAGUAAACACCCAGCCCGAUUUAGAAAUAGACCUCGAAACCGUUUGACGGUUUCUAUAAAGCUUCGUUUUUGACGGUUGAUGGUAAGGAGUUCAUGCUUUGUGAACCAGCCGCUCAAGCGUUGUAGUGGAGGUAACGAUUACAGUGCCGUAAAUCACAGCUAUAGCUUUGCAGACUUUUUAGCCGGACAAUGUGACAGUACGUUGUGACGAUCUUAUAAAAAAACCUACACCUUAUAUUUGUAUCUCAUGGAGUAAUGAGCUAGGAAAGAUAAUUAUUCUCGUCUUGGUCCUUUUUCCAAUUUGUGUCAAUUUGUGUAAGUGAUAAGAAGUAUGAACAGGUAAUUUUCUGUGAAUCAAUUCAACGAUAAAUCGACCCUCCUUUUAGGUAAAUGUAAUAGUCUUAUGUGUUAAUGCAUUAAAGG
This is a messenger RNA of Pocillopora meandrina, 11995 nucleotides long. Lineage: Eukaryota; Metazoa; Cnidaria; Anthozoa; Scleractinia; Pocilloporidae. The record is from the annotation of a GenBank genome assembly.